Frankliniella occidentalis (western flower thrips) is the source of this 1172-nucleotide messenger RNA. Its product is annotated as UDP-GalNAc:beta-1,3-N-acetylgalactosaminyltransferase 2-like. The transcript is spliced from 5 exons. Bases 121 to 909 code for a protein of 262 amino acids. Lineage: Eukaryota; Metazoa; Arthropoda; Insecta; Thysanoptera; Thripidae. The record is from RefSeq and is a predicted model, not a curated record.
UUGGAUGGAAACAUAAACAAGUCCUGCCGCCCCGCCGGGAACUUCUUACUUUAUGCCGGUAGAUUUAACACAGUUGAACUGAACUGUAGUCUGCCAGCUCUUCAGCAGUUCACAAACGAUAUGUUAUUAUUGCAACAUGUCAUUCUUUGGUCGUUUGCUCUUCAAAACGCCUUGCGUGUUUUAGAUUUUGUGCAGGUUCCAGAUCACAUUAAUGAAAGUGCCUUCAUCGUCAUUGCUGUUUUAUCUGCACAAAACAAUUUUAAGGCCCGAGCUAGUAUCAGAGAUACAUGGAAAUCUUUGACAAAUAGACCAGAUGUUAGAUUCUAUUUCCUUAUAGGAAGGAACAUAUGUCUGACACAUCCCACUGAUCGGAAGUCACCAUUAGCUUGUGAAGCAUUGGAGUUACAAAGUGAUGAAAAUGCUGCAUGGACACCUGUGAGAUUAGACAUUAAUGAUACAAUACCUGGUGGAAGUGGUGUCUCAUCAUUCACUUUUCGUGUAAAUUUUCCCGUUAUCAUUCGAGGAGUCCGAUUAUGGAAGCAAGCAGUUCAGGGUUCAACAGUAGCAAUUGUCAACGUAAAAAAUGCUAAAACAGGGCAUUUGGUCACAUCUUUCUCAUUUGAAGUUUCAACUUCUCUCCACAAUGAAAGCAGUUGGCUAGAAAUUGAAACCCGUCCUUUUUUGUUCCCAAAGUCUUUUGAUGUUGAGGUACAGCUUCAUGUACAACAUACAGAAGACUACAGGGAAGUUUCUAUUCCUUGCUCUGGAUUGUCAAAUUGGGUUGAUUUAAGUGGAGCUGUUGAAUUUACAUCUCAAUUCAAACCUGAUGUUGGCUGGGUAAAUUUUGACAAUAAAUCUUGUACUCCUAUAUCUCUUUUCCUGGAACUUAAUGUGGCAAAGUCAUGUUGAAACCCUCUCUCAGGAUUUAGAGCGUGAAGCAGCAACUGAGAAGGAUGUGUUAUUUUUAGAUGUUGUUGAUGUGUACAAAAACAUUCCAAAAAAGCUUCUUCAAUUUUAUAAAUGGGUCACUAAGGCUGUUAGAUUCACCUAUUUGCUAAAAACAGAUGAUGAUACUUUUAUUGAUAUCCCUGUUGUGAUGAAAUUCCUCGAAUCAAUUCCAAGUACUGACAUAUCUCAGAUGUGGUGGUGGGGUAAACUCCGCCAUGGGCUAC